Ostrinia furnacalis (Asian corn borer) is the source of this 650-nucleotide messenger RNA. RefSeq names its product pseudouridine-5'-phosphate glycosidase-like. Gene Ontology annotation, cellular component: cytoplasm. Gene Ontology annotation, molecular function: pseudouridylate synthase activity; hydrolase activity, acting on glycosyl bonds. The record is from RefSeq and is a predicted model, not a curated record. NCBI's taxonomy places the organism in Eukaryota, Metazoa, Arthropoda, Insecta, Lepidoptera, Crambidae. The annotation marks the transcript as partial. The transcript has 3 exons.
GACGUGUAAAUAGACGCAAUGAAAGUCCACAUUGAAUAUUCCCGCUUUUGAGCCCUCUGCCCCAUCCAUCCUCCGCCAAGCAAAAAAUGUAAACACAAUUUGCUAGUAUUCGACUGUAUGUCAAGUGUGUGUGCGUACAAUCUGAGAAUCGACCGGCCGGCAACAAUUCCUCACAACAACACUGCGUCAUCAAGGAAUCAAGAUGGCGUAUCUCCUGAAAACUAUGUGGAGGAGUUCUAUCUUGUCCCCCCUGAAGCGUUCAGGGGCCACCCUCCCGCCCCCCUUCGUUUGUUCUGAGGAGGUACUGGCGGCGAAGUCGGAGGGCAAGCCUAUAGUCGCGUUGGAGUCUACGAUCAUCACCCAUGGUAUGCCUUACCCGAAGAAUGUGGAGACUGCUUUGGAAGUCGAAAAUACUAUUAGACAACGUGGUGCGGUACCAGCGACGAUUGCCAUUCUCAAAGGCAGGUUGACCAUAGGCUUAACAGAAGACCAAAUCCAAAACUUGGGACAGGCCAAGGGCGUGGUGAAGGCUUCCCGAAGAGACCUGGCACCAAUAGCAGCAGCUGGAUUAGAUGGUGCUACAACGGUCGCUGGUACCAUAGUGGCUGCAGAACUAGCAGACAUACCCAUCUUCGUAACCGGAGGCAUUG